AUGGGAAAGUGGAGAUAUGGUGUAGUCCUGGACGCUGGGUCCUCUGGGACGCGCGUCUACAUUUACCGAUGGCUCAACACCAACGCCGCCCGCAACAAGGCUACCGACGCACAGUUGCACAGUUUGCCAGUCAUAGAGACCGACAAAAAAUGGACCAAGAAGAUCCAUCCGGGUAUCUCGACAUUUGGCGAAAACCCUCACCAAGUCGGCCCGGAACACCUCGACAAACUCCUCAGUCAUGCCCUCAAGCACGUGCCCCUCGACCAAGUCUCCAAUACACCCCUCUUCCUGCUGGCGACGGCCGGCAUGCGCAUCCUGCCCGAGCGGCAACGGAAAGAAGUCCUUGACCAGGUUUGCCAGUUUGCGCGGAGCACCACCCAGUUCCAACUGCCCGAUUGCGAUGUACAUGUGCAGGUCAUACCGGGCGAGACUGAGGGUCUCUACGGCUGGAUAGCGGCAAAUUAUCUGCUCGGCGGCUUCGACAAUCCAAAGGACCACCAACACGGCAACGGCCACAGCACGUAUGGUUUUCUCGACAUGGGAGGUGCAUCUGCGCAGAUUGCUUUUGCACCCAAUGCUACCGAAGCUGAGAAGCACUCGAACGAUUUGACUCUUUUGCGAUUACGGACACUGGAUGGUACACCACUGGAGCACAAAGUUUUUGUCACUACAUGGCUGGGAUUUGGCGUCAACCAAGCGCGCGAGCGAUACAUAAAGGCCUUGUUGGAGUCCAGCACAGAGAAAGAGCUACCAGAUCCUUGCUUGCCCGAGGGUCUUACGGUGGAGGUUACAAAAGACGGCAAGCUGAUUGAUUCUGACGAUGACGACGACGACCCGAAACCCAAGGCGGCAGCGGAACUCGUGGGGACUGGCAAGUUUUCUGAGUGUCUACAUCGAACGUACCCGUUACUGGAAAAAGAGAAGGAAUGCACAGAUUCCCCGUGCUUGAUCAAUGGCCAACACGUACCUGCUAUCGACUUCAACGUCAACCACUUCGUCGGCGUUUCGGAAUACUGGCACACGACGCACGAAAUCUUUGAGCAUGGACACAAGAACAAGGCAUACGACUUGAAGACGUACCAGGAGCGUGUCACCCAGCACAGCACGACACAACGACACAACGCCUUGUAG
Exserohilum turcica Et28A is the source of this 1131-nucleotide messenger RNA. RefSeq lists its product as uncharacterized. Bases 1 to 1131 code for a protein of 376 amino acids. Gene Ontology annotation, molecular function: nucleoside diphosphate phosphatase activity. NCBI's taxonomy places the organism in Eukaryota, Fungi, Ascomycota, Dothideomycetes, Pleosporales, Pleosporaceae. The record is from RefSeq and is a predicted model, not a curated record. Gene Ontology annotation, biological process: nucleoside diphosphate catabolic process. Gene Ontology annotation, cellular component: membrane. The transcript is spliced from 4 exons.